AAUAUUUGUAAACAAAGUCAUUCAUAUGGGAAAAGCGAGCGCUUAAAUCUAUUUCUACCUCGUAAUUUAAGAAAAAAAUAGAAGACAUUUAAUUUUUCACAUAAAAAUGAGUCCAAGAAGGAAGCGAACGAGAAGUGAUGGGGAUCAACAGGUUAAAACUGACGAAACUAACAACGACAACAUCUCCAAAAAUUCUUCAAAAAGCAAUAAAAAAAGUAAAUUCAGUGAAUGUGUGGAGCAAAAGUUGCUGAAAGAAUCAAUGAACGAAUGGUUUCGACAAGAAAGACUCACGAGGAGAGUCGAAUUUCCAGAAAUUUAUUCAAAAACUAAUGAACAACAUGAAAAAAUUUGUAAUCACAAGGAAUGCGAUUUCAAGGCAAACAAUAAUUGGGUUCGUGAUUUCUUAAAAAAUUGCUCUGUUUCCGUAAAAACUGUCGGAAAUACAAGUCAAACCAAUGCUAGAGACAGACAUCACGGACUAUUUAUUGAAAAUCUUUUUGAAUGGCACAGAAAAACAGAAAGAUCUGAACGAAGGUCAAUUUUUUACGACGAAUUGUUAAAUAAAGCAAUUGAGUAUCACACGGAAUACUGUAAACUACUGGGAUGUUUCUUCAAGCCUGAUAAACUGUUCAUCAUACAAUUCAAGAGGAAGUUUAACUUGUUUCCCGACAAAGAAAAUGUAAAAGUUAAAAAAGAACUUGAGAAGGUCCAAAGUCCUUUAAACGAUGAAAAAACUGAAAUAAAAGAGGAAAAUGGGAUUGACAAAGAAGAAAAACAUAAAAUUAUCAAAAAGAAGCUUCUUGGAUGGAUUAACGAACAAAAGGAAUUGAAUCAAGAUUUUACAUUUAGCAAAGCUCAAAUUACAAGAACGGCAAAAGACUUUCACAAAACAUGUUGCGGUGAAAGGUGUUGGAAAAAAAUCAAAAAAUUCUUCAAAUUUUUGCGAGAAUUUUUUGAGGAAUAUAAUGUGAGUUAUUCUUUUGAUUUGUCAGAAGAGAAAAAUUCAUCAACUAUGCAGGAGGAAAAUUUUGUUGAACCAUCAGAAGAUCAAACAACUGAAAAUAUUGAGAAAACUGAAGCUAAAGUGCAAGAAAAUGAAGAAAAAGAUGAGAAAGAUCAUAUAAUUAUCGAAAUUGAGCUCCUUAAAUGGUACAACGAGCAAGAAAAUACACCGAUUAGCAAAAGCCAAAUAAGGAAAUCAGCUAAAGAACUCCACAAAAUGCAUUGUAAAGGACAUUGUUGGAAAAAAAUUAAGACAAAUGAGAAUUUUCAAAGGUUUUUUGAGAAUUUUAUAGCAAAAUAUAAUUUAAGUUACUCUGAUGAAAAGAAAGAAACAGCCGAAACUACUGAAGAAACAUCAAAAAAUGAUGAAAAUCAGGAAAUUACGACUUCUGUUCAACAAUCGGAAGAUCAAGAAACAAAAAUUAUUGAGAAAAGUCAAAAUGAGGAGCAAAAUAUUCACAAAGUGUUCGAAGAAAAACUCCUCGAAUGGUACAAAGAGCAAAAAGAGGCUUUUUUGGUACGAAUCACCAAAAAUCAAUUUGUUACAACAACGGAAGAGUUUCACAGGAAAUAUUGCCUAAGCAAAAAUUGCGUAUCAAAAUACAAGCUAAGAAUGAAAAAUUUUGUACUUGCCACAGAGUUUAUGAAAAAACAUAACAUAGACUUAAAAGUUAAAAAAAUUAAACUUAAUUCGAUUGUUCUAUCUUACUAUGAACAAGACGAGAUUAUGGAUUGCUUGGACUCUAUUGCUCUUAAUACUUCAGCAAACUCAGCAAAAAUCAUUAAAAAUGAGGAAAUUGAGCCAAAUCAAAAUAUUUCUAUGGAAGAAACUGAAGCUACUGUCGAAAAAAUGAAAAUUUCUAACGAAAAUCUUCCUCUUAGCAAAAAUGCAAAUUCAACUUUGAUAUCAAAUGAUGUUGAUAUGACCAAAGAAAUCCGUACUGAAGAGCCAAAAAUCGAAAUUGCACCGAAAAUUGAUGAAAAAUCAUCAAUCCCUUCAGAUUCAGUUGAAAAAACUGACCAAAAAUCGUCUUUUCUAUUAUCGUUCAUUGAUCAUCCCGAAGUUGCUUCAUCCCUUUACGAGUGGUACAAAAAAUCCAACUUCACAUAUCGCCUUCCUUUCAAUCAAUUACAAGACAUUAUCAACACAUUUCACUCCAAAUCGUGCCAAAUACCGGAAUGUGACUUUUUGAAGUUCGAAAAUUGCUCUCGUUGGCUUUACCGAUCCUUUUAUCCGACAUACAACAUUGAUCCGCUUCCACGCCAAACACUUCCAACCGAAAAAGAGAUCUUGGAUGCCUUCGACUUGCUCAUCAAGUACUUUACGGAAGAAAAAGUCACGGAAAUGGAAUGGAGUCUAAAAGCAGAAAAGGAAAUUUUUGUGAAAAAACUUCAAUCUGAAACGAAAAACGUUGAAUAAAUUAUUUUUUUUUUAACUUUUA
Molecule: messenger RNA, 2444 nt
Organism: Culicoides brevitarsis
Lineage: Eukaryota; Metazoa; Arthropoda; Insecta; Diptera; Ceratopogonidae
Exons: 3
Coding region: 107-2422 (771 amino acids)
Source: RefSeq, a predicted model, not a curated record